Messenger RNA from Diprion similis, 4100 nucleotides. It is a transcript of the gene Ser, whose product is annotated as protein jagged-1-like. The coding region runs from base 302 to 3940 and encodes 1212 amino acids. Gene Ontology annotation, biological process: establishment or maintenance of epithelial cell apical/basal polarity; heterophilic cell-cell adhesion; cell communication. Lineage: Eukaryota; Metazoa; Arthropoda; Insecta; Hymenoptera; Diprionidae. The transcript is spliced from 5 exons. Gene Ontology annotation, cellular component: protein-containing complex; plasma membrane. Gene Ontology annotation, molecular function: calcium ion binding; Notch binding. The record is from RefSeq and is a predicted model, not a curated record.
AUGAUGAUGAUGAUGCGUGUGAUGAUGAAGACGACGAGAGGAGUGAAGUGGUGAUGAUACGGAGCGACCGUUAUUCAGUGCAGGUUGAUUUCGUCGCGCUUUUUACUACUUUCGUAUUCCGCAUGCGAGGAUCUCUCCGUCACUUGACGAACACUUGCGCGUCCGGAUAGAGAUCGACGCUCGCCUAUUCUGAACGGCGUUGUUAAACGAGUGCAAGGAUAUCGUAAGCUGCUGCAGUCGCGGACGAGGCGAAGAAACAUUGAGUGGUGAUGCGGUAGUGGAAGGGACCCCGAGGGAAGUCAUGCGGGCGGCCGUUGCAUUCGUUCUGUUCCUCGCCCACCUCAUACAGGCGACAACGGCCACCGGAUUCUUCGAGGUGCAGAUUCUCUCGCUGACGAACAACAGGGGCACCCUGGUCGACGGGAGGUGUUGCGGUGGAGGAACCGAUGGCGGUGGUGGUGGAGGCGGCGGCGGUGGCGAAAACUGGGGUGGAGGUUAUCCGGCCUGCGCGACGCCCUGCACAACGGCAUUCUGGCUGUGCCUGAAGGAGUACCAGUCGAACGUGACGGCGAUCGGUUCCUGCAGUUUCGGCAACGUCUCUAGUCAAGCUCUGGGCCAGAACACAUUCACCCUAAGCGAGCCGGUCACCCUUCAGCUGCGCUUCACCUUCAGAUGGACUAGACAAUUCACGUUGAUCCUUCAGGCGAGAGACGAGGCUACUUUGGGUGUGAUAGACGAGGCUAGCUACAGCGGCCUCGUCCUGCCCGGACCAGCGUGGCACACCUUGAACCAUCAGGGUAGAAACGCCCAUCUGGCUUACAGGGUGCGAGUCCAGUGCGCUGAGCACUAUUACAACGCGACGUGCACCAAGCUGUGCAGGCCGAGGGACGACAAGUUUGGGCAUUACACUUGCGACGACAACGGAGACAAGGUUUGCAUCCACGGAUGGAAAGGCGCCAACUGCGAAACCGCGGUCUGUAAGGAGGGCUGUCAUCCGGUUCACGGCCAUUGCGACGUCAGCGGUGAGUGCAACUGCCGUCCAGGAUGGCGGGGCGAGUAUUGCGACCAGUGUACCCCGUACCCGGGGUGCAAGCACGGCUACUGCAACGGCUCGAGUUGGCAGUGCAUCUGCGACACAAAUUGGGGUGGAAUCCUCUGCGACCAGGACUUGAACUACUGCGGCACUCACGAGCCUUGCCAGAACGGUGGAACGUGCGAAAACACAGCUCCGGAUCAGUACCGAUGCACGUGUCCGGACGGCUUUUCGGGACCGACGUGCGAGAAGGUGGACAACCCUUGCGCUUCGAAUCCUUGCCUGAACGCGGCGACGUGUCGAGAGUCGGGGGAGACGGCACACUGCGAAUGCAUGCCAGGAUACACCGGACCCUACUGCGGGACCGACAUCGACGAGUGCGCUUCCCAGCCAUGCCAGAACGGGGGGACCUGCGUCGACGGGAAGAACGAGUUCGUCUGCAACUGUCCGUCGGCCUGGCAAGGGACGUUGUGUCAAUUCGACGUCGACGAGUGUUCCCUGAAGGAGUCGCCCUGCAAGAACUCUGUGACCUGCGUCAACCUGGCCGGGGAUUACAGGUGCCGAUGUCAGAGCGGGUUCACGGGGAAGAACUGUACGCGGAACAUUAACGAUUGCGUCGGCCAGUGCCAGCACGGUGCUUUGUGCAUCGACCUCGUCAACGACUAUCACUGCUCGUGCACGCCCGGGUACUCGGGGAAGGACUGCGAGGUCGACAUCGACGACUGCGCCUCGCAACCCUGCCAAAACGGAGGCGAGUGUCGCGACCUCGUGAACUCCUACGAGUGCGUAUGCCCCGUAGGAUUCACUGGCUAUCAGUGCGAGAUCGAUCGCGAUCAUUGCAGUCCAAAUCCAUGCAGGAACUCCGCACCCUGCUUCAACACCCAGGCCGACUACUACUGCCACUGCCCGGAACGAUGGCAGGGAAAAAAUUGCUCCGAACCCGCAUCUCACAAUCCUGACUUCAGCUUCACCGACGACGAUCUUGGAUGCGGAAGCGAGGGGGCGCCCUGCGGUGGUCGCGGAAAAUGCAGCGGCGGAAGGUGCACGUGUGAUCCUGGGUACACCGGGCUUCAUUGCCACGAGAAUAUCAACGACUGCAGAGGAAAUCCUUGCCUGAAUGGCAGCACCUGCGUCGACCUUGUCAAUUCAUUUCAGUGCAUAUGCAGGGAGGGAUGGACCGGUGAUCUAUGCGACCAAGAUGUCGACGAGUGCGCAACCGCACCUUGUCGAAACAACGGUACCUGCAUAGACGGUCUCGCCGAUUUCACAUGCACGUGUCGCGGCGGCUGGAAGGGCAAGACGUGCGCGUUGCGGGGCGGUCACUGCGAGCCAGGAACCUGCAGACACGGCGGUACGUGUCAGGACCGGGGUGACGGAUUCACCUGCCACUGUCCCCCGGGUUGGGAGGGUGCGGCGUGCCACAUAGCCGCGCCAGCCUGCGCCAGCAACCCCUGCGAGAACGGAGCGACCUGUGUGAACACAGCGGACGGCGGGUACCGAUGCGUAUGUAGGGAGGGGUUCGAGGGUCCGAACUGCAGGAGAGACAUCGACAACUGUCAGCCCCUACCGUGCCAGAACGGGGGCCGAUGCGUCGACGGUGUGAAUUGGUUCAGGUGCGAAUGCGCCCCGGGCUUCACCGGUCCCGAUUGCAGGAUAAACGUCAACGAGUGCGCGAGCGACCCCUGCGUCGGCGGGGCGACCUGCAUCGACGGCAUCGCGAGCUACUCCUGCGUUUGCCCCCCUGGGAGGACCGGGGCCCAGUGCGAGGCGCGGACCCCCGGAGGACCCGGCUGCGUCGCCGCCAGUUGGGACGACUACUGCAACCUCUGCGAGUGCACGAACGGGAAAAAUCAGUGCAGCAACGUCUGGUGCGGUCCUGGAAGUUGUCUGAACGGCACCUCGUGCCUGGCCCAUGAAGUUUGCGUGCCCUCGCCUGGCGAGAGCUGUCUGGCACCGCCGUGCCCGGCUUGGGGCGAGUGUCGCCCGGUCGAGAGCGGGCGAAGGGUUGGCCCCCCAGCUCUUCCAGCACCCCCUUCCUGCUGGCCCGGCCAAGCGACCCCCGGUCCGACCUGCUCGAAACUGACCAUCCUCCUAAGAAGAGACACCCUGGUGAUUGGGACGUCUGUGGAGCUGCUCUGUCGCAGGCUGAGGCGGCUGCUCGCCGAUCCACGACGCCCCCAAUCCGUCGUCCUGCUCUGUGACCUGAAACCUGGUGACAACGACACCGUCGAGGUGACGAUAUUCUCCGAGGCAGCUUCAGCCGCGGCAAGGGACCUCGGCGAGGCGUUGAGCAGGCCGGUGAGCAGGCAGGUCGCCCUGGCUUCUGUCUUAGAAGUCAAGGUCGAAACAGCCACGCUCAGCGAGCCGAACACCGCGAAUUCCGGGGGUGGUGGAUACCUCGCUGUACUGGGGGGCGCCCUGGCGACGAUCCUCCUCCUCGCCGCUCUCGGCGGCGUCUGGUACAUACGUUCGAUUCGACAUAGGUCCGGAAUCACGGCGACGACGAGCAGCGAAACUUCGCUUCACCGACACCGAGGCGACCUUGAUGAAAAAUCUAACAAUCUUCAGAACGAGGAGAACCUCAGGAGGUACGCAAACCCCCUCAAGGAUCAGGAUUCCGUUGAGCCUCGCGUCUCCGUAGUCAGACCCCUGUCGGGCGCCUCGCUCGGGGCCUUGGGCCCCACCGAGGAGAGCCUUGAGAUGGUCUCGGAAGAGGGUCGACACCGAUUGCCACCCCUCUACAAACCCCCCAGCGCCGAGACGAGGAACAACACAGCGACCUUCAGCUACGAAGAAGGACUCCACAAGCCGUACACGAAACCGCGGCUUCAGGAACCCUCUUAUCCUCUUCAACAGCCCGGGACCAGCCAGGCGGGGCCUCACCAGGUACUGACGGUGCACGUUUAACGGUUUCUGAGGUUUGAUCCACCCCGGGUGGAAGUUUUUUAGGUACUUCUAAGAGGUAACGCGGUUCUCGCGAGAUCACGGCGAACAUCGCGCGUCUCCGUAGAACAUGGUACGUUUUUUUUCCUCUUUCCGCUUAACCGUCCUCCCCCCUCCCCCCGCC